AUGGGGAUAGAACUGGCUAGCACCAAAAGCAUUUGCUUUCCCUUGGAGCCUGUUUGUAAACCUCUGAGUCAUCCAUCCCAAGAUGUGUCUCCUGUAAUGAGGGAUCGGUCAGAGAUAAUUGAAGCUAUCUGCAUCGGUUGGUUCACUGCAGAGUGCAUCGUGAGGUUCAUCAUCUCCAAAAACAAGUGUGAGUUUGUCAAGAGACCCCUGAACAUCAUUGAUUUACUGGCAAUCACACCGUAUUACAUCUCCGUGUUAAUGACAGUAUUUACGGGCGAGAACUCUCAACUCCAGAGGGCUGGAGUCACCUUGAGGGUGCUUAGAAUGAUGAGGAUUUUUUGGGUGAUUAAGCUCGCCCGUCACUUCAUUGGUCUCCAGACACUUGGUUUGACUCUCAAACGAUGUUACCGAGAGAUGGUGAUGUUACUUGUCUUCAUUUGUGUUGCCAUGGCAAUCUUUAGUGCACUGUCUCAGCUUCUUGAACAUGGGUUGGACCUGGAAACAUCCAACAAGGACUUCGCCAGCAUCCCUGCUGCCUGCUGGUGGGUGAUUAUCUCUAUGACUACAGUUGGCUAUGGAGAUAUGUAUCCUAUCACAGUGCCUGGAAGAAUUCUUGGAGGAGUUUGUGUUGUCAGUGGAAUUGUUCUGUUGGCAUUACCCAUCACUUUUAUCUACCAUAGCUUUGUGCAGUGUUACCAUGAGCUCAAGUUUAGAUCGGCUAGAUAUAGUAGGAGCCUCUCUGCUGAGUUCCUAAAUUAAUGCACUGCAGAUCAAUUCUUGCAAACACUUUGAUAGAAAGAGUUGACUCUGCUUCAUAUUCAUGAGUUUCUUGCUGGGUAAGCACUGCAGUGGUACUGUCAUCACCGUGGUAGGGUAACAAUUAUCCUUCCCAGCUGAAGGGAAAGAACAAUUUAUUUAUUAUGGAGUAAACAGGAUCAAGACUACAAAGGAAAAUAGAGGAAUAGUAGGGUCUUUUAUUUAGACUUGUCUCCUCCUUGCCUUGAACAAUUAUACUUUUUGUGUUUGUUUUAAAGUACAUUAUUUUAACAUUUUAAAACUAAAAGCUACUAUUUUCCAAAUGUUUUUCUAUCUUAUGAAUUCAGAAGAAGCUUGGAAGUUAUCAUGUUGUUUUUUGUUGGAGAAUAACAUUUUCAUUUCUAAAUGUUUUAUAAUCUCUCCUAUCAAUGUCAGAAGUAUCCUGGAAACAUAUGUCACAUGCAGGAACUGUUUAACAAAUACUUAAAAAAUUUGGCUAAAUUUUAAACUGUAUAAUGGAGCUAGAUACAAGCAAGAAUAGUAUUUGAAAGACUUUUCCAGAGUAUUUCUCAAUUCUCGGAUUUAUUUUUGUUCCCAUUAUUUACCUUAUCAUACAGCUUCAUGGAAGGUUGAGUACAUUCUCCCCUUUCCAUUUCGGAAUUCUUUUCUUUCUUUACUGAAAUGAAUCCAGAGAGUAUUUCAGAAUGAGGAGAGCUUGUAUUGUUUAGCAUUUUAUGGGAGGGAGUUCAUUUUAUUUGAAUUCAUUGCUGUUACUAAGUGAUAAUUGUCCUAACAUUCAGCUAUCCACACAAGACUGUUUCCAACAUAAAAAUCAUAAUAGAAAUAAUUCGAUAUCACAACCCAUAUUUACUUUCUUCUGCUCUUAAUUUUUUUCCAUGGGUUUAAUAAGACUUACCAGAUGAAAGGAUAUUUAUAUAGCCCUUUUAUACCAAAGUCAUACUUAGAUGUUAUCACUGUAAAUCAUAAAAAAGAAAUUAAAUAUUUCCUUACUCUUAGUUGCUGUGUAGCUAAGCCAAUUUUAAGCCAGCUAAAAGCAAUGAAUACAUAAUUAUUUUAUCUGAUCCUCACCAUUGUGAAUUAUAGCUACACCAAAACUUCUUAUAACAAUGUUAAAUAACAUGCCACAUUAAUCCGGCUAGAUUAUUAAGACAAGACAAUGUAAAACUGAUGACUGUUUAGUGCUAAAUUUUAGCAAUAUGAACUAGAAUUUUGGUUUGUUAACCAGUUCCCAUAACCAAUGUGUAAACACAAGAGGUUA
Molecule: messenger RNA, 2035 nt
Organism: Manis javanica (Malayan pangolin)
Lineage: Eukaryota; Metazoa; Chordata; Mammalia; Pholidota; Manidae
Source: RefSeq, a predicted model, not a curated record